Messenger RNA from Plodia interpunctella (Indianmeal moth), 9262 nucleotides. RefSeq lists its product as uncharacterized. The record is from RefSeq and is a predicted model, not a curated record. The transcript is spliced from 12 exons. Gene Ontology annotation, molecular function: 3',5'-cyclic-AMP phosphodiesterase activity. Lineage: Eukaryota; Metazoa; Arthropoda; Insecta; Lepidoptera; Pyralidae. The coding region runs from base 341 to 2770 and encodes 809 amino acids.
GUCGAACGGGUGAGCGCCUAGGAGUAGGUUUAGCUAGCUCGUCGGCCGAUGGCCGUGCGACGUAUUUAUUGUUCGUCGGUUUCUUGUAGUUGUCUUUCAGCUAUCGGUAUUAGUUCUCUUAUCGCGUAUUGUGGUAAAUCUGGACUCUAAAAUUGAAUCGAUGUAAACAUGAUUAUUUGCGAGACUCAUGAGUCUGCCUCGCGUUCCAUCUCGAUUUCACGCACCAUAAUAAAGAGUUAAGCAUUGAUGAAAACUGUUUUAUCUGGGUGGAUGAGAAAAAUCUUUCGCUACGUCGCUUUCGGCGGCUUUCUUUCUGGUUAAUUGACUAGAAUAAAUAACUAUGCAACAAUGUGGGUUUUGUUCGAUGUUAUCCGGUCUUUUGCGAAGAGCGAUGUGUGUUGGCAGUCGCAGGGGCAGCAGCGAGUCUUAUUACAGGGAGUUGGGCGAUCAAGAUACACUGAAAAUAGAAGACAAAUCGGACCUGUCAGAUGACUCGGACGAAACAAAUCCAGACAUACAGCCGCGGCAUACAGACGACCUGAUAGCAGAGAACCCAGACACACAGAGGAAAAUCUGCACAGGUCGCUUCUUAACAAUACACAAGCGGCGGAAAAAGCGGCUGCUCACUCGUUCCUUAGUGAAUGAAUUUGCACUGCUGGACGACUUACACGUCGGCCAGGUGCAGUGCAUCCUCGACCAGUCAAAAUUAUGGAAGUUUAAUGCAUUUACCUUAGAGAACGUCUCAGGCGGUCGCUGCUUGCCAGUUCUCUGCGUGCAUUUGUUCCACAUAUACGGACUUAUCACCCAUUUCCACCUCGACGCAGCUAAGGCAUGGAAACUGUUCAGCCUGAUAGAAGAGGGUUAUCACAGCACUAACCCGUAUCACAAUUCCAUCCAUGCCGCUGACGUCACACAAGCUAUGCACUGUUUCCUCCAACAGAAACAGAUUAGAGAGCAUAUACAGCCUCUAGAGGUCAUGGCUUCGCUUCUAGCGGCAAUCGCCCACGACAUGGACCACCCUGGUGUCAACCAGCCCUUCUUGAUCGCCACUUCCAACCACCUGGCGGCGCUGUAUCACAAUACGUCAGUAUUGGAGAACCACCAUUGGCGUUCGGCUGUUAGCUGCCUGAUGGAGAGCGGGCUGCUGGACCAGAUAGGACACCUGCGGUCUAAAUUGGAGCACCAGAUCAGCUCGCUCAUCCUCGCCACCGACAUCACCAGGCAGCAGGAGUACCUGAACCAGUUUAAGGGCCACUUGGACAAGAAUACACUAGACAUGACGAGACCGGAGCACCGCCAUCUUGUGCUGCAAAUCGCUCUGAAAUGCGCUGACAUCUCGAACCCCUGCCGGCCAUGGGAGAUCAGCCGCAAGUGGAGUCUCAAGGUCUGCGAGGAAUUCUUCCGCCAGGGAGACUACGAGAGGAAACUCAACCUGCCCGUAACGGCACUCUGCGAUCGACACACCACGUCUAUUCCGAAGAUACAAACAGGGUUCUUUAAAUUCGUGGUGACGCCCCUUAUCACGGAAUGGCAUCGUUUCUUGCAAAAUGACCUGUCUAGACAAAUGCUCAAGAAUCUAUUAUACAACCAAAAUAAGUGGGAAACCCUGGUGGCGCAGGAAGCGGCCGAAGAGACAGGGACAGAGAUAUCCGACGCGGAUAUGGUGGAUGACGAUAUCGAAACUGGGACCAACAUUUCGGACAGCUCGGAACUAUUGCUCCCGCUGCGCAGGAGUUCACUAAACCCGACCAAAUCUGACAAAGGACUCAAGGAAAGUCUCAGGCGGUUUUCUGUCCCACUCAAUGUGUUCCAAGAUUCCAAAUACAAGAGCAGGGAUAAGAGCCGCGCGUCUUCUAUCGCGGAGCCGCGCCAGAGCAGCAGCCCUCACGGCAGCGAGCAUUCCAUCCACUCCCAGUUGAGCGUCCGGGGACAUUGCGAACAUGGAAUGCCUCCAGAGAAGGUGAUAAGUACUGAGAAACUGUUACCGGACUCUUCUAUAGCAUCUAUAACGACGCCAGUACAGGCUACUAGGCUCAAUACAGUGAUACGAGAUGGAGGUAGUUGGAAGUUGAUCCGCCAGCAGACUUUCCCUCCGCUGGAAACGGUCGCCCGCGCGCACGCUCUGUCCGUGAGGCCCCACCACACGAGCAACGAGGACGCCAUCUACCCGUCCCGUCUCAGGAAUGAAGGGCUAAAGAGGGAGAGGUUUUGUUUUUUCAAGAGGAAUGACACUGAUAAGACUGAAUAUGAUGACGCUUCUGAAAAGUUUAACGUAGAUGUAACAGAGUGUUCGAAUAACUUAGAGAAAGAGUUCAAUAUGCCGUUUAAGGGUCGAAGGGAGUCGGCAGGUUUGGGGAGUCAGUUGAGGGACAAUCUGCAGCUGGGAGCUUUGGACUCUGAUCAGCUGACGCGCCGCAGGAAGUCAGUGCCCGCCGAAGUGGCACUUUUCUCACCGAAGGAGAAGAAAAUGCGCGAAGUGACGGCCGCGCUGCCACAGAUACUGCGUCGCACGCUGUCCGGCAAGGAGGCCUGGACCCGGCGACGCGGCUCCGCCCCCGCCCCCGUCGCCCCCUCGGAACUCCGAGGACUCGCUUCCUUGAGCACAGUUCGGCACAGCGUAAACGGGGGUCGUAGGAAAGGGAACCCUAUAGUGACUUGCCAACAAUGGAUGGCCAAAGCGACGUACAGCGUGCAGGAGAGGACGAUGCAACAGCUGCCUCGCCGCAGCUCAUUGCCUGUCGAGGUCCUGACAGGUAUCUCAUGGCGCUGAAAAAAUGAAGACGUCGGAAUCUAAAUAAGGAGAGUUAAUUCGAUCACUGUGCUGUAUAAGACAUGGGAAUAUUAAAUUGUUCGUGGGGAUGAUCCAAUGAGUCUUUAAAAAAAUAUACUAAAUUCUCGGAACCGGCGCUGAAAAAAAUACAUUCGAUUGUGUUUUUUGAUCCAAAUGAUUUUUUUAUUAUGGCGUAAGGUUCAUAAUUGUUCACGUAACAUGAAGUAACUUUGCAGAAUAAAAUCUAUGGAGAAUUAAAUAAAUACGGUGCCAAACAGCUGUAAAAACUAUUCUAAAUAAGCUAUAUAUAUACAUACAUAUAUAUAUAUAUAUAUAUAUAUAUAUAUAUAUAUAUAUAUAUAUAUAUAUAUAUAUAUAUAUAUAUAUAUAUAUAUAUAUAUAUAUAUAUAUGAAUCAGACAGGCUUUUUUUUCAGCAAAGGAUCUUUCGAGUUUUCAGCGAAGACUCGUCGUAGUGAUAUUGACUUUGAACUUUUUCUGCUCAAGCGGAAUAAUAUUUGUUCAUAUUACGUAGUAAAAAAAAGGUAAAAUUAACCGUUGGUGUUUAUCCACAUGUCCACAACCCCAGUGUCCCAGUGGUAUUAAUGAAAUUCUUGUUAUAAGCGGAUUUAUUUCACAUCGUAGUACAAAUUACUGCUAUACAAUUGAUUUUAGGUAUCUUUUCAUAUAUUUUUAAGUGAUAUCAUAAUAAAAUGCCAUAUUGUUUUAUUAUAUAAUUUUCUGUUGUAUCGAUUGUUGUAUUCGUUAUUGGCGAUUCGUAUUUUAUGUUCACAAAAGGAUUUAGAGUCUCAUAAUCAGUAAUUAGUAUUUUAAGUAAAUUAGUCAUAGUUUUAAGUAGCUCUUAUGUUGGUAAUUAAGUAGACGCUCUUUUGAGCGAACAGUGUGUUACGGUGCAUUGUUGUAUUAUCAAAACGAGGUCAGUAUUACUAUUCCACACACGGCCAAAUGCUAAAAUUUAGUUAUGGAUAACCUAAGUGUCAUUUUGUCACUCGCAUUGUAUGUGGCGACAGCGCGAGGUGUAAGCAGUUCAUUACUAAAAAUAUUAUUGGUAUUCAUCCGCUAAUUCUACACCGAGACAACUUUGAAAUGUUAUCCGCUACACCUGUCUCUUUCCGUCGCAAGAUUUGAGACUGCUAAAAAGAGAUAGAAACACAAGCGUUGUGUUGAGAACGCGAGGCGCUGUUUCGAGUCUAGUUUGAACCGAAUUACCGUAACGAACUAUUAAGAACUCGUACAUUAACAAACCGCACUAUUUACAUCUGCUGUGAAGCGAUCAAAAUUAACAAAGGAAGGAGGAAUACUGAUUGUUGUCACAAUUAGUUAAUUUUACAUUUUAUAAAUGAUUUCAAUGCUGUAAAUAGUUAUGUAAUUCGUUGCAAUAUUAUAUUGAAUUCAAUUGCUUUUUUUUUUAAUUAAUAAAUUUCAUAAAACUGUUACAGACUUAUGGCGCGAAUACCGCAGACCGCGAGUAUCAUCGUAAAGUAGUUGAAUCGGUUUUGCGCCUUUCGAACAAGAGUAAGAGACCGAGAGGUUAUGAGUGGAGAUAGAAAGUGCAAAACUAUAUUAUACCCACAAGUACUAUCUUUUUUCUAUUCGCCCAUAAGUCUGUAUGAUGAUUUUUUAACAAUGUGCCGUCAUUAUAAAUGUAUAAUAUGUAUCAUAUAAACAGUCUUUCGAGUGUCUACAACUAACAUAUCUCGAAUGAACUGUAAAAUAAAGCCCAUUGAUAUGUGUGAAUAUAUAUUCUAAUAUAUGAAAUGCUUAUAUGAACAUCAUUUGUUCAGAUUUGUAAAAAUAGGUUUAAGAGAAACUAAAAUGAUAACGAAUCAGGCUUAUUUCGCGGACGCGAGAAUUUCUUAAAAAUGCGUUGGAUAAGUUUUGGUUUUGACUGUUUUCAAAUUUAUGAAGGAAGCGACAUGCAUCAUGCUCAGAUAAGCCUAUAUUUGCUUACAGACAGUACUUUGAAGCAUAAUACAGUGGGCACAUAUUGUAUUCGGGUUUGCGGUAACGUAUAGACAAAAUCAUUGAGGAAUGAGACAUUUUAAGAAAGUCAAUCGUUAGAAAACGCCAGUUUUGAUUCGCGCGCCAUAGUUUAGGUUAAAAACGUCGCGCUUUUUUAGGUUUAGAACUGAAAAAAAAAACAGUUUUGGCUUGCGGUAUUAGAAAGUCGGUAAGCGUGCAGUUGGGCCUGUGAAUCAGUUGGAACCACAGCUUUGAGCAAAUUCCGAAAAUUACGUUCCUUGAGAAGACCUCUGUCGGGAUUGUCACAAAACAUUGAUCGUCAAGACUCCAUUAAAUGGCUGAUACAUGUAUAUCACGACAAUGGUUAAAAUAAUAUUUAAACUAUCACUUAAUGGUUGUACCUAGAUGUAUAGUAAAAGAAAAACAAAAAAAAAAGUUUAUGAAUGUUCAAGAAAAUAGAUUGAUAGUACCGUUACUGCAACCCGUUCUUGUUGAGCUAUGCUAAUCGCCUCAACUUUGUAUACUACUCAAGACAGCCUUGCAACCACUAGGUGACGUUGACAUCUCACUCGUUUCGUUUGACGCAUGUGUAAUUAGCGGAUAAAUUUUGAAACAUGAACCUAGUGGAUGUGAAGCAUUAAGUGUUCGUUUAUAUUGACUAAUAAUUUAGUUGUCAGGCGCAGAGUUAGGCGACUGUUUAAUGCAUCACUUUUCAAGUAAUCAGUGUUAGGUGUUAUUUGUUCUUAUUAACUGGAACUCAGUUGGUGAGUAGGCAAUACAAGGAAGUUUAGUAUUUUUUUAGAUACGCGAAGGGUUUAGCAAACAAUUGCCGCUCAGUUUAAGGUUGUAUCACCUAUUUACCUAGUUCGUUAUAUCAAUAGUUUAGCCUGUAUACGCGCCUCAUGGGCCGUCUCAUUCACACAGAAAGUCCAAACAGUAGUAAAUCGUUGCUUAAUGCGCAAUCAUACAGCGUAAUCGAUCUGUCUCAGCCACACACCAUACGUGCGUAAGAGAUAGGCGAUUCACCCAGUUCACGUAUAAAUAAAUGUUACAAUAUAUGGCUAUUGUGGUAAAGGCCACAUGAAAUGGGCGCUUACAUUUAGUAGACUAACCGUACGUGCGGCUGAAAUGGACUAAUAUCUUCAGACUGUUCUCAAAGCACUGCCAUACUGAGCGACAAUUGUAUGGCUAUGCCACAUCACACAGAAGGAAAUGCAUAUAUGAAAUGUAUUUUUGUACGAUAUUUUAUUUUUGUAAAUUAAUAUGUAAAUUCUUGUUCGAUGCAUUCACUGCCAUUUUAAUUUAGUAUGAUAUUUUAGUCUUUAUUGUUCCUAUAUAUAUUUUGGUAUCUCUGUUCUAUAAGGUUAAUGAUUUAAUUUAGUUACUUCUUUUAUAGAACUGCACAAUUUUCAGUAUCAAAACUAAUGUAAUGUUCGGUAGUGAAUGCAUUAUUUAGCUUAGAAUAAUGUUAAUGCGUGUUUUAAUGUUAUAUGCAGUAUAUGUACCGAGAAUUAAUGAAUCUCUAUUAGGACAGUCUUAAUUAAGCUAUUGUUAUGUAUUUCUUACUAUGAUACACUGUCCAAAGAGCUGUUACAAUAUAGUCAUAAUUUCAUUCAGGUAUGUAUUUUUGAUAACAACAAAGCUGCAUAAAAGCACUAUAGAGUUUGUUAGAGUUUAAAAUAGUCUAAUUUAAAAAAAGAAACUACAUGUUCAAACAAUAUUAGUUCCCCGAAAUCUUUACCUACUGUUGAUCACGUUUAACAUAGAUAUAUAUACAGCUCUUCUAAAUAACCUACCUAGUACGCCAGAUUUGUCGCCAUAGCACAGUGUACGUACCCAUGUGUACGUUGCGCAAAGAGGUUUUAGGAAAUGAACUAUUUGAAAUACGCUUAACAUAGUUUUAACUUUACUAUUCUUCUUUGUAUUGUGAUCCGUGUCUAUCAUGAUCACAAAUUAUCGCAUAUACAUAAUUUUAGGUUACUCUUAGGGCGUAAUAAAAAAGAUCUAAUUCAAAUUAAGUUGAUUACUGCCAUAGUGUUUUGUUUCGUUGAACUUUGAGCGAUGAUUACGAAAAUUUAUUCAUCAAUGAAAAUAGCCUAUACUAGUAUCCCACUGCUGGGCAAAAGCGUUUCCUGUAAUGGGUAUAUUUUACGUGGCGUCUCGUAAAUAAACAUAUGAAAUCUUAAAUGAUUUUAUCUGGAAAUCACAAGUCGCACGAACGGUCGAAAUAUGAUAAUCCAAAAUUUUGGCGUACUCCCAACGCGCCGCGUCUCCUAUUAAAUAUUGCUAAAAAUAUCUAACAAAAUUCACUUCACAAUCUUAUAGCGUUCUUGUAAUUUAUAUAAGAUACACCAAUACUGCGAUGUUUUGGACGAAUAUAAAACUGCAUCAUCGGAAGUUAUAAAAUGAAAAAUAUUUGCUGGAUAUAAAAAAAUAUAUACAUAUUAUUUCUUAUUUCAAUUAAGUCCAGUCACGUUUUCCUGUUAUUUUUGUAUUUUUUUUUUCGUAAAAGUUAGACUCAUCGCUCCAAGGUUCUCGCACAAAUUUCGGAUCCUUAAAAAUGUUUUUUUAAUAGUAAUUUAGUUUCGUAAUUAAAGACAUGUGCUCAAUGAAUACGUCACACAUAGUAUUAUACAUUUUAGUCCCACUAUUUCGCAUCUGCGUAAAUUUCUCUAAAUUUUAAGAAAUAUAAUAUUAAUUAGUUGGAAUAUUUUUAUUAUGGUGUAUACAAAUUGUAGUUAGCAAGUUAAAUUUAAAUCUUAUGAAACAUCGGAUUGGAACGUUUUGGGAUAUCUUGGUUUAAGGUGAAGUGCCGCGGGUAACUGUAGAUUAUCAUGAAUAAAAUCAGUUCCCUGUGCCACUAGGUUUUAAUGUAAAUAUGACAAGUAUUUUGUUCAAGGAAGAAGUGUUGUUCUGUAUCGGUAAUCUAUGUCAUAAUAUUUUUUUCAUCAAUUUUAUUAACAAUGCAAAAUGCUAAAUAAUUUUAUUGUUUAGAUAUAUUUACAGCUUUAUUUUGUAAAUACUAUUAAUUCAAAAUGGCAUUACGAUAAAAUUAUUACGAAUUGACAAAGGAUGAACAUUUCUAUUAAUUUAUAUACUAUAAGUGAAAAGUCACAAACUGUAAUAUCUGAAAUAAAAUUCAUUAAUGUUCUGUUGUUAACAAUCGAGGUACCUAUUCAAAAAUGGUGCGAUACUGUCACUGCGAUACGAUCACUAUCGUCCAAUGAUGUUAGCAAAAUAUUUUGUUUUCCUAGUCUCAGUGCUUUCAAAGUACGCAAAAGGUUUCUUUUAAUUUAUUUAUUUUUAUUAAAUAAUUACCUUUCGGAUGCUAUGAGCACAUAGUUAAUGUCAUUUUAAUUUACACAUCGACGAUUUGGAUUUUUCUCGUAAAAUGAAUUUUAUUGCUUUGGCAUAGAAUUGCUUUUCGCAAAAAUUUAAUGUCUCCUUGUUGGCUGUACAAUUCUAUGGUCUUUGCAAUUGAGUCUGUUCUAAUCACAUUUCAAAAAAAAUUGGCUGAUCCCGAUGUGUAAAUGUUGUUGUUGUUGUUGGUGUUGGUGUAAAAACGAGAAGCACAAAGUCGCUUUAUUUUUUUAAAGUUAAGUUCGGUAUAAGCUACGAGAGGCAAUCUAACAUAUUGAUAUUUUUAAAAUGAUUUUAAUGUCGCCAUUUCAUUAAAUCAUCAGGUGUGUUGAGAAUUUUGAGAGUAUACAGUAAAACUAUCUCAGUGUAACAAAAAAAAUUUUUUUUUCUUUUCUAUAGGUUCUGGAGCACUUUUACGGGAAUUCAGAUUAACGUGGGUCGGCUGUGUAGAUGAAAAAUCUUUUUUAACACAUGAAACUGGCAAACUCAAUUGAAGGAGCUGUAAAAAAAGUAUAUUGCCACGUUUUGGGAAUUUUGUGGCCACAUUUGUCAUCACACUAUUAGCAGCACCUAGAAGCACUUUACAAUAAAACAAAUAGGAUUUGUCAUAGAAAUAUAUAUAUACAUAGACUCAUUUAAUUCAAGCAGAAUGCGUUCAUAUAUUUUUUAUUUUCAUAAGCUGCAGGCCGGCUUAAUGCUACCAGUGGCGCUAAAUUGAAGUUAAAAUUAUGUUUUGAUAUUUCUAUUCAUAGAAAUCGAAAAAUUUUGAAUUAUCGCGGAUCAUAAUCGCGUGGAAUUUGGAGAUGGCGCCACUGUGCUCAAAAUACGACCCAAAGUCAUAUAUUUAGUAAAAGACGCUCCAAGACAGUUAAAUAGAUAGCACUUCCAUCAUAUUUUAAUUAUUACUAUAGAUUUCUGUUUUUAAAUGAAAUUUUGUCCAUCAUAAAGCGGUUUGGGCCUGGUAUCAUCAAACAAGGUGUUACGUAUUAUGCGUGUGUACAUAUAUAGUGUGUACAGGUUGUGCGCUCUGUCAACGCACUGAUGUAUAAAAAUACAUAGUAUAAGAGACAUCUAACAACUAUGUCGUUACGAAGUGCAAUAUGUCAUAUUAUGUACUUAAAUUUCAUUUUAAAAUAAAUGUUUUUAAUCUC